CACACAGCAACACCACCCCCCUACGGCCCAGCAAACAUGGACAGAGGGAACCUGAGCACGCUUAAAGUCAACGCCGCAGCGCCGGUGCUUCCCCCCGAGCCCAUCGACAUCAUCCGCAUCAAGGCCCGCUCUCGCCGGGUCAGGCUCAAUGUCGGGGGUCUCACGCAUGAGGUCCUGUGGAGGACUCUGGAUCGGCUGCCCAGAACCCGCCUGGGACGGCUAAGGGACUGCAACACCCACGAAUCACUGCUGGAGAUCUGCGAUGACUACACCCUCCCUGACAACGAAUACUUCUUCGACCGCCACCCGGUGGCCUUCUCCUCCAUCCUCAACUUCUACCGAACGGGGAAGCUGCACAUGAUGGAGGAGAUGUGUGCCCUGUCCUUCGGCCAGGAGCUGGACUACUGGGGCAUCGACGAGAUCUACCUGGAGUCGUGCUGCCAGGCGCGGUACCACCAGAAGAAGGAGCAGAUGAACGAGGAGCUGAGGAGGGAGGCGGAGACGCUGAGGGAGAAGGACGGGGUGGAGGAGGAACACGGCUGCUGUCCCGACAAGAGACAGAAGCUCUGGGACCUGCUGGAGAAACCUGGCUCGUCUUUAGCCGCAAAGGUUCUGGCUAUGAUCUCCAUCCUGUUCAUCAUCAUUUCCACCAUCUCGUUGUCCCUGAACACCCUGCCUGAGCUGCAGGUGGUCGAUGAGUUUGGCCAGUUCAAUGACAACCCCAGCUUAGCCCACGUGGAAGCUGUCUGCAUUGCCUGGUUCACCAUGGAGUACAUGCUACGCCUGCUCUCAGCGCCUGACAAGUGGGAUUUCAUCAAAGCGCCACUGAACAUCAUUGACUUGCUGGCUAUCCUGCCUUACUACGUGACCCUCUGUCUGACCGAGUCAAACAAGAAUGUUAUGCAGUUUCAGAAUGUGCGCCGUGUGGUCCAGAUUUUCAGAAUUAUGAGAAUCCUUAGAAUCUUGAAGCUGGCCAGGCACUCAACAGGGCUCCAAUCUUUGGGCUUCACUUUGCGAAGAAGCUAUAACGAGUUGGGCUUACUGAUCCUCUUCUUAGCCAUGGGCAUCAUGAUCUUCUCUAGCUUGGUGUUCUUUGCUGAGAAGGACGAGGACGCCACCAAAUUCACGAGUAUUCCUGCCUCUUUCUGGUGGGCCACCAUUACCAUGACCACUGUCGGUUAUGGAGACAUCUACCCGCAAACCCUCUUGGGCAAGAUUGUCGGAGGACUGUGUUGCAUAGCAGGUGUGUUGGUCAUUGCCCUUCCCAUCCCAAUCAUUGUCAACAACUUUUCUGAGUUCUACCGAGAGCAGAAGAGGCAAGAGAAGGCCAUCAAGAGGAGGGAAGCUCUUGAAAGAGCAAAACGGAGCGGAAGCAUAAUUUCCAUUAACCUUAAGGAUGCAUUUGCACGCAGUAUGGAACUUACAGAUGUGUUGGUGGAAAAGAAAGAGGACGGUAAGUGUCCUUUGGACAAUAACCUGUCACCCAGCCGCUGGAGCUACCACAAACACUACUCCAAUACGGAGGCGGGUAGCCCCGGCAGGUCCCAACAUUACCGGGAGGUGGCUCAGCUUGGCUCCCCCGAGCGACUCAAGCCUUUGUCUAACAAAUCUACCCUUCAGAACCUCAGUGCAAAACAGCUGGAAGACGCUUACAAUAAGACAGCGGCCAUCCAGGAGCAGCAGGAAAAAAAUAUCGAUGAUCAGAUGGAGAUGAAGACGUUGACUUCCAUUCAAGCCCGAAAAACGCCCGCUGAAGACAGCACGGCCCAGAAAUGCUCUAAAGGGGCUGAUGAUUUUACAAAGGAGAGAGGAGAGAGAAGCUCUUCUCUCCCCAGUGCCGAAGGAGGUGAAACUUGUGUGCGAUACCAGCGCAUCCCCCCUCCCUUGGAUCUAAGUCAGAUUAGCACCAUGGAGGUGAACAGGGUCGCUGACAGCAUCCAGCCAAUGGCCAUUAUUAAAGAGGGCUUGUAUGAGUUUGUGUCCUCUCCCAAAGGAUGUGCGACUGGAGAUGUGGGUUCGGUGCAACAGAACGUUGAAAGCUUUGGGGUGACCAACGACAGCAGCUCCAAGCAAGAUCAUAGUCACCCUCAAAAGUCCAGAACCCUCAAGGUUGACUUCAUUGGAUCCCAAGAAGAUGUACUAAUGGCGGUGAUGACACCCGUAGCAACCCCAGCCUCCGCUGGCUCGGCCAAGCUUGCUCAACUACUUUUUGAAGACAUCAUGCCCAGGUUUACUCCUUCUCCAAGCUCAGUUACCCGGGACGCUAAGUCUCCGCUGCAAUCUCCAUUUCUGGCCCAGCAAUCUGUCAGUCCAAGUCCUUACUCCCAGGGGGGAGGCGAGGGCUCAUCACCCAGGAGCUUAACAGGUGAAGGACAGCUCACAGGCUUAAGCCACCAGGGGAAGAAUCACAUGGACAGGUCCUCUGUCGGGUCAGGUAGCAGCGCUAGCCCACUGAUGUCUAAAGUCAGCCCGCUCAACUGCACCCAAGAGCUAGUAACUAUGGAAGAAGGGGAGGAAGGAGAAGGAGAGGGAGCGGAACAGAGUGGGGAGAAACAAGAAAACCACCUUGUCCCCGACAGAAGCGGGACUCCACCGUGUGAGACCAGUAUGUGAGCAGGAGAAGAUCUCACAGACGGAGAAGCCAAAUGGAUGGAUGAGGAUGGAUGACAGCAAACAGCCAGAAAGACCGCAAAGAAGUUGGCCUAGUGUGGGCUGCGUACCGGUUGACAACGACGAUGUGGGAACAGCUUUUCUGGAGCAGCGUCAAAUCCAACAAAACUUUUGUGCUCUCGUCUCUUUUUGGACAAGCGCCGGGUCCAGAAUGGGACACCUCUGUAGUGUUAUUAUCACAGUGAGGGGAAGUCAGAAGCACAUGCCCACUGUCUGCCGAUCUGAUAGACACCGUCUCAGGUGGGGCAUCAUCGACUUCUUCUUUGUAGACAAGACUGCAUUGCAAAACAGUGGCAACUGAUGAAUCAUUUAGGGCUCAGAUGUGAGCACGAACGACGCCUUGCGUGAAUGACGAUGUUGACGACUAUCCUAGGAGAGUUUUUGUGUACAGCUCGACAGUUUCCAAAUGCUUGCUAUUUAGGCCUAUUUCUAAUGAUGGACUAUUAAGACCUAGGAAAGGCAGAGGGUGGAAGGAAGUAAUCUUUUUUACUAUUGUGUUAGCAAAAUGUAUCCUCGAAAAAAAUGGUUCUCGAUUUGUGGGUUUGUCUUAGUCACCAUUCUCUCAAUCAAGCUAUUACUUUAUUGUAAUGAUAGGGAAUACAUUAGGGAUGCAAAGGCUAUCAUAUCUAGCGCUAGACAACUAUUUGCGCCCACCAUUAAAAUAAAAAUAAAAUCCUGAAAAACUGAAACAGCGUAGGAAACCGACCUAUAUAUAAUAAAAUGACAGGUGAAACAUGCAGACACAAGACAACCAGGAAAGCGCACAAGGACAGGGGACAAGUUCAAGUCCCAGCUCAUCUGUUUUAGUCUCUGUGAGACUGCUGUCUUAUUAAAGGAUAAUUCAGCUUCAUUACAACUUCGGUCUAGUUUGGACCAUAAUUUCCAACGAUAAUAACACUACACCUGCCAUUUUAACUGUUGAGCUCUAGGAACACGUUUGCAUGAAUAAAAACACCAUCUGGUCACGAAACGUGAGCAGAAACUAAAACUAUCAGACGAGCGUUCUGAACCCUACACUGUGUGCACACAGUUCUCAGGCACAGCAAAGGAUUAUUAGCUUAAUUGCAGGUACUUUUGCUUUUUUUUUUUACCUCCAAAUAAAGUGGGUAAGCUUAUCUGGAACUGGUGGUUUGUUUCUAACCUGUCUGAUCACCUUACUGUGUUUUUCUGAAUUGUCAAGCUUAGUUCUAGGUCCCAGAACCAUUAACUUGGUGAGUAUGUUGAAAUAACCAGUAGGAAUGAUGGGGCGAAACUACCGAUGUAAGACCGAGUGGCCUCCUUCAGUCCUGCAAAGGCUACACCUUUGGAUCUAAGGGAGGUGGCCCCUGAAUGGAAGGGACUCCCCCACAGUUUCUCUUGCUCUUUCCAUUAUAUAUUUACAUAUGAUGAGUGGCAGGAGAGUGUCCUGAAUGGCAACAGAUUGUAUUGGGAAGGUAGUGUAAGAGUGCCCUCUACAGGCAUAUAAAGGCACUUGAAUGAAAGGCCUGUUUGCCUCUUUGGCACUCUGUGUAAUGUUAUUAACGGAUAUGUUUGUAUUAGUUCAGUUGUGCAAUCAUAUGAGUGGAUGCUGAUUUCUUCAAACACGCAUUUAACUGUGUGCACAAUGUAUUACACACAGUGAAGAGACCAGUCAUGUGAAUUUGUGAAAUAUGAAUUCUAACUAUUUUUCCCAAAGAACUCUGUGUAGAUUAAUAUGUAAUAUUUUUGUCUCGAGUUAAAACAAAGGAAUUGCACUUUUAUAAGAAAAACUUGGAGCUGUGUGUUGUUAACAUCUCAGUUUAUUUUUUAAAAGGGUGCCUUUUCAUAAAUAGACAAUUUAUGAGAAGAUGAAAAAAGGACUUUACAAUAUGGCCAGAUUUCUUUUGUUCUUAUUUUCUCUUGUUUAUCUUGGAUUAGCUAAUGUGUUAACAUGCAAAUCCUCUGGUUGUCAGGUUUUGCAGACCUGCAUUGCAUUGUGCUCCCUAAUCAGCGGCAGUUAGUCAUCUAGUCGUCAUGCAAUACAGCUUACAGUUCUAACCUCACUGUGCCACAAUGUCACUUUUUUUAGCAAAAUGGAAGUUUUUGUGGAAAGCAGUGGCUUCGGUUAUGCUCAGUAGGGACUUCAGCUGGGAUCAAUUCGGUGCUGUAGCGGCAUUACUGUAUAUACUGCAGCAGAUCUGUAGGAGUUCC
Molecule: messenger RNA, 4839 nt
Organism: Pungitius pungitius (ninespine stickleback)
Lineage: Eukaryota; Metazoa; Chordata; Actinopteri; Perciformes; Gasterosteidae
Product: potassium voltage-gated channel subfamily B member 2-like
Exons: 2
Coding region: 37-2613 (858 amino acids)
Biological process (GO): protein homooligomerization; potassium ion transmembrane transport
Cellular component (GO): dendrite; membrane; voltage-gated potassium channel complex
Molecular function (GO): protein binding; delayed rectifier potassium channel activity
Source: RefSeq, a predicted model, not a curated record